Molecule: messenger RNA, 1239 nt
Organism: Zasmidium cellare ATCC 36951
Lineage: Eukaryota; Fungi; Ascomycota; Dothideomycetes; Mycosphaerellales; Mycosphaerellaceae
Exons: 3
Coding region: 1-1239 (412 amino acids)
Biological process (GO): phenylacetate catabolic process; fatty acid beta-oxidation
Cellular component (GO): peroxisome
Molecular function (GO): acetyl-CoA C-acyltransferase activity
Source: RefSeq, a predicted model, not a curated record
AUGGCCACCCAACGACUCUCAGACUUCGCUGCCCAGCUCCUUCCCGGCCAGAAGCCGUUGGACAAGAUCACCCAGAAGAACCCCGACGACAUUGUCAUCACCUUCGCGACACGAACGCCCCUCGCCAAGGGCCGAAAAGGUGGAUUGAAGGACACCCCUCUCGAUGGCAUUGUCUUCAAGAUCUUGGAGAAGACGCUCCAGAAGUCGCGGAUAGACCCUCAAUUGGUUGAGGAUGUCUGUCUUGGAAACGUCUCGGACGCCAAAGCCGCCUACUACUGCCGCGCCGCCCUCCUCGCCGCCGGAUUCCCCAUCACCACCGCCGGCUCCUCCGUCAACCGCUUCUGCUCGUCAGGCCUCAAGGCCGUGCAAGACAUCGCCAACCAGAUCACCACCGGCAGCAUCGAGAUCGGAAUUGCCGUCGGCGCUGAGUCCAUGACGGCCGGCGGCGACCGCCUCACCCGCCCCUUCGUCGACGACAUCAUGAACGCCAACCAAGACGCCCGCGACUGCAUGCAGCCCAUGGGCCAGACGUCGGAGAACGUGGGCAAGGACUUCAACAUCUCGCGCGAGCAGCAGGACCGCUACGCCGCCGAGUCAUACCGCAGGGCCGAAGUCGCACAAAAGGCGGGCUGGUUCGACGACGAGAUCACACCCAUCACGGUCAAGCUCGACGGCAAGGAUGUCACCCUCACCAAGGACGAGGGACCACGAUGGGGCACCACUUUCGAAUCGCUCAACAAGAUCCGCCCCGCUUUCCCCGACUACGGCGACAAGUCCACUGGCGGCAAUUCCUCCCAGGUCACCGACGGCGCCGCAGCAAUCCUCCUCAUGAAGCGCAGCAAAGCCCUCGAGCUCGGCCAACCCAUCAUGGCCAAGUUCGUCGGCGCCACCGUGGCUGGUCUCGCGCCUCGCAUCAUGGGUAUCGGUCCAUCCAUCGCCGUGCCCAAGCUGCUGAGCAAGUUCGGCCUCACCGUCGACGAUAUCGACCUCUUCGAGCUCAACGAGGCAUUCGCCAGCAUGGCCGUCUACUGCAAAGACACGCUGAAGAUUGAUUGGCAGAAGAUGAACCCAAGAGGAGGUGCGAUUGCGUUGGGACACCCGCUGGGAUGCACUGGCGCGAGACAGAUUGUCACCGGUCUGAGCGAGGCCAGAAGACAAAAGAAGAAGGUCCUCGUUACGACCAUGUGCAUUGGUACAGGACAGGGCAUGGCUGGUUUGCUUAUUAACGAGCAGGUAUAG